Fusarium sp. VM40 is the source of this 768-nucleotide messenger RNA. Lineage: Eukaryota; Fungi; Ascomycota; Sordariomycetes; Hypocreales; Nectriaceae. The record is from the annotation of a GenBank genome assembly.
AUGGAGGUUGCCAAUGGUGGCCCUGCGGCCCAGAGCCAAAAUGGCUCACCUGAAAGCAACGGUGGAUUCAAACUCAAGUUUUGCACCGUCUGUGCCAGUAACAACAACCGCUCUAUGGAAGCCCACUUACGGCUAUCACAAGCAGAGUACCCUGUUAUCUCGUUCGGCACUGGCUCUCUUGUCCGUCUGCCUGGACCAACUAUUACCCAACCUAACGUGUAUCACUUUAACAAGACCUCUUACGACAGCAUGUUCAAAGAACUUGAGUCUAAGGACGCUCGGCUGUAUAAGAACAACGGUAUCUUGAACAUGCUGAACCGUAAUCGCGGCGUCAAAUGGGGCCCAGAACGCUGGCAAGACUGGCAGGUCGGUGUACCCCGUUUGCAACACGCUAAAGACCGUGGCAGCGAAGGUACUGAGGGCGGUCUCGUCGAUAUUGUCAUCACCUGUGAAGAACGAUGUUGGGAUGCCGUUAUUGAUGAUCUUCUAAACCGAGGCUCCCCACUUAACCGGCCUGUCCAUGUCAUCAACGUUGAGAUCAAAGAUAACCACGAGGAAGCUGCCGUCGGCGGACAAGGUAUCCUGGAACUUGCCAAUGCCCUCAAUGCGGCAGCCCAAGAGGAACGUAACGCUGUUGGUGCUUCUGCAUUUGACAAUGGCUCUGCCGCAAGCAGAGCUACUUUUGACGAGCGAGUACCUGAUGUUCUUGCUACAUGGCAAGAAAGAUGGCCCAAUCUGCCAGCAACCUGGACCGUGGCCUGGUUUUGA